Cariama cristata (Red-legged seriema) is the source of this 1077-nucleotide messenger RNA. It is a transcript of the gene MAB21L2, whose product is annotated as mab-21-like 2 (C. elegans). NCBI's taxonomy places the organism in Eukaryota, Metazoa, Chordata, Aves, Cariamiformes, Cariamidae. The record is from RefSeq and is a predicted model, not a curated record.
AUGAUCGCCGCGCAGGCCAAGCUGGUGUACCAGCUCAACAAAUACUACACGGAGCGGUGCCAGGCCCGCAAGGCCGCCAUCGCCAAGACCAUCCGGGAGGUGUGCAAGGUGGUGUCGGACGUGCUGAAGGAGGUGGAGGUGCAGGAGCCGCGCUUCAUCAGCUCCCUGAGCGAGAUCGACGCCCGCUACGAGGGGCUGGAGGUGAUCUCGCCCACCGAGUUUGAGGUGGUCCUCUACCUCAACCAGAUGGGCGUCUUCAACUUCGUGGACGACGGCUCCCUGCCGGGCUGCGCCGUGCUGAAGCUGAGCGACGGCCGCAAGCGCAGCAUGUGCCUCUGGGUGGAGUUCCCCGCCUCGGGCUACCUCUCCGCCCGCAAGAUCCGCUCCCGCUUCCAGACGCUGGUGGCCCAGGCCGUGGACAAGUGCAGCUACCGGGACGUGGUGAAGAUGAUCGCGGACACCAGCGAGGUGAAGCUCCGCAUCCGGGAGCGGUACGUGGUGCAGAUCACGCCCGCCUUCAAGUGCACCGGGAUCUGGCCGCGCAGCGCGGCGCAGUGGCCCAUGCCCCACAUCCCCUGGCCCGGCCCCAACCGGGUGGCGGAGGUGAAGGCGGAGGGCUUCAACCUCCUCUCCAAGGAGUGCUACUCCCUGACGGGCAAGCAGAGCUCGGCCGAAAGCGACGCCUGGGUCCUGCAGUUCGGCGAGGCCGAGAACCGGUUGCUGAUGGGCGGCUGCAGGAACAAGUGCCUCUCGGUGCUGAAGACGCUGCGGGACCGGCACCUGGAGCUGCCCGGGCAGCCCCUCAACAACUACCACAUGAAGACGCUGCUGCUGUACGAGUGCGAGAAACACCCGCGGGAGACCGACUGGGACGAGGCGUGCCUGGGGGACCGGCUGAACGGCAUCCUCCUCCAGCUCAUCUCCUGCCUGCAGUGCCGGCGCUGCCCGCACUACUUCCUGCCCAACCUCGACCUCUUUCAGGGCAAACCCCACUCGGCCCUGGAAAGCGCUGCCAAACAGACCUGGAGGCUAGCCAGGGAAAUCCUCACCAAUCCCAAAAGCCUCGACAAGCUAUAG